Molecule: messenger RNA, 635 nt
Organism: Truncatella angustata
Lineage: Eukaryota; Fungi; Ascomycota; Sordariomycetes; Amphisphaeriales; Sporocadaceae
Exons: 1
Coding region: 31-540 (169 amino acids)
Source: RefSeq, a predicted model, not a curated record
GGGCCCGCCCCUCCCGCUCGCGACCCUCGCAUGGCCCCUCCGCUGCGGUGCCUGUGGUAUAUGGCUGAUCGCGGCAGCCGGGACGGGCGUGUGCUGCUGCUGCUGCUGCUGUAUCUGUAUCUGAGCCUGCUGCUGUUGCGAGGCGCUGUUCACCGGCGUGUGCAGAUUCGCCGUGUGGUGGUGCUGCUGGGGAUAGUGCUGCUGCGAGUGGUUGGCCAUCCGCGCAGACCGCGGCAGGGCUUGUAUCUCGUCGUAGUCGGCCAUCUCUUGGUCCUCUUCUUCUCCGUCGUCGUCUCCAUCCUCCUCUCCCUCUUCCUCUUGAUCGUUGGACGACGACGGAGAGGAGGAGGACGAACAUGCCUGGUCCGACGAGGACUGCAGAAGCGCCGAGGCUUCGGGCGGGGACGACAGGCCGGCUGCUGGCAUCAGAUCGCUGUCGUCGCCCAGUGCUGCGCCGUUCGGGGGCGGGAUGCUGCCGCCGCGCGGGACGGGGGUGAAGUGGACGGCGGCAUUACGCUGGGGUUGUGGUGGUGGUGGUAGCUGAUGCUGCUGCUGCUGCUGCUGUUGUGGCGGCAGGGGAUGGUCGCGGUGGAGUUGUGGCUGCCGGUGAUGUCUCUGCUGACGCUGCUGGUGGG